GAAAUCGAAGCAAAGAGAGGUCAAAGGAAACGGAAGCCGGGCGGUUAAUAAUUACAUGACUAUGUUCACUGCAGCUAAUUGUACAAAAACCGUCGUUGCUUCUGAUCUAAGUAGAGGACCAACGGAUAUCACCACCGUCUGUCAUGUCGUACUGUAAGCAAGAGGGUAAAGAUCGCAUCAUCUUCGUUACCAAGGAGGACCAUGAAGCACCUAGCAACGCCGAGCUCAUUGCAGAUGACCCCAAUGAUCCCUACGAAGACCAGGGCCUGAUUCUGCCUAGUGGGGAGAUCAACUGGAACUGUCCAUGCCUGGGAGGGAUGGCUAGCGGGCCCUGUGGCACACAGUUCAAGGAGGCCUUCUCCUGCUUCCACUACAGCAAUGAGGAGGUGAAGGGUUCAGAGUGUAUCGACAACUUCCGCGCUAUGCAGGAGUGUAUGCAGAAGUACCCCGAGCUCUACCCACAGGAGGACGAGAACGAGGGAGUCGCCGCGGGAGGGGCAGAUGCUACUGCCGCGGGAGGGGCUGAUACCACUGCUCCUGCGCCUGCUGAGGGCUCUGCCCCCGUUGAUUCUACUUCACCUGAGCUGGCAGAGGACUCGUCCUCAGCACCAGUGGCGUCUAGUGACUCUACCCUGUCCUCCCCAACACCUGAGUCUGCCCCGUCAUCCGACAAUACACCCCCCACAGACAGCCAGGCUGCCAGCUAAAAUCACCCACUCUCCACCAUCCCCCGGUCUCUCCCUGAAACCACUGCCGUGCACAGACCACUCUCUGGGGAGAUCAGCUUUGUCAACUGAUGCCUCAGACCUGUUCUCUUGGUUCAACAUUCAUCACGAGGGAGAAUUACUUUUAAAGGGGGCCUAGAAUGGCAGAGGAAUUAAGUCUCCUAUAGGGAAUAUGCUGUGAGAAGAGGACAAUACAAAAUAAAUACACAUCUUCUUUCUUAUGCUUUUUUAUCCAGUGGUUGUUGAGCUACUGAUGUUCCUACAGUGGGGAGUUUGUAGAGGAGGACUUGUUCGCUGAAGGGGACUUUAGUUAAAGGUUUCUCAUCCAAAACAAUUUAGCUGCUUAUUAUCAAGCUUCAAAUCAGAUCAUUUGUGCCAUUCUAUGUUAAUUCUACACUGGAGGUGUGUAACCUACUAUCAAUGUUACUGGUCAGACUAGUUUGUGAUCACUUGACUUAAUGUUAGGCUUGGGCAGUAUACCUCAUACCAGGGUAUUUGGAAAUAGUCAGGAUGUUUUUAUGUUUUUCAAUACAUUUUAAUAUUCGUUGCUAAUUUUUAAGUAAAUACCCACACAGUCAACUUGUGCAAUACUUUAGGAGAUAAAGCAGGUUGCGUUCUUCAUUUCACCGGUAGUUCUUCAUUUCACAUAGGUCCCCAGAACAGUUGAGCCAAUCACGUGGUUGUUUGUUUGUAAAUAGCACAACUGGAGAAAGCGGGAGGAGGUGAGAACAGCUGUGACGGGUCGCGUUGUAUAUUGAAUCAGAAAGUCGUAGUUUUUUUGCUUCAAUAAAGUGAUCAGGGAAGUGCAACUAUAGUUUUCCUUCAGAAAAAAUACGUUAGUGCAACACAUUAGAUGACAAAAGUAGUGCAACGCUAUUUGGCUGGCAGUCACACAAGUAAAUGAGAUUGCAAUGAAAAAGCAAGGUCUUUUUGGAAAAAAUAAUGCAUGGCCAUCGUGUGCCUGUUUAUCAUAGAAAGAAUGUAGCCAGCUACAUUUCCUAAUGUUUUUCUUAAGUUAAUAUUGGAGUUAAUCUUUUACCGAAGAAAAGUAGGCUGGCUACACCGAUAAAAGUAGCUUCACAUCAGUCAGAGCACUGUCUGCUGAUAUAAUGCCCAUUUGUGAAGAAGUGGAGAAGUGCAAUUGAAGCACAAAUUGAGUCUGAUGCAGAGCAGAAAUUACAUUAAGUAGCAUUUUACGUCUGCGUUUACAAAACGCUGCAAGAUAAUUAUUUUUAAAAUUUAAAUUCUGCAUUAAAUUGGCUCCCGAGUGGUGCAGCGGUCUAAGGCACUGCUUCUCAGUGCAAUAGGCGUCACUACAGUCCCUGGUUCAAGUCCAGGCUGCAUCACAUCCAGCC
Molecule: messenger RNA, 2080 nt
Organism: Oncorhynchus gorbuscha (pink salmon)
Lineage: Eukaryota; Metazoa; Chordata; Actinopteri; Salmoniformes; Salmonidae
Product: mitochondrial intermembrane space import and assembly protein 40-like
Exons: 3
Coding region: 144-707 (187 amino acids)
Biological process (GO): protein import into mitochondrial intermembrane space
Cellular component (GO): mitochondrial intermembrane space
Molecular function (GO): protein-disulfide reductase activity
Source: RefSeq, a predicted model, not a curated record